AUGGAUUCCUUGGGAGGCAAAUUAAAACGAAAAGAAUGGCGCAAGCUGUGGAAAAAGAGACGGCGUAAACUGAGGCGUCAGAAGCUGGCCCAAGAGCGGGACCGACUGGAGGCGGAACAGGAAGCAGCGAAACAAGCCGUUCCGCAACAUCGCCAGUAUCUGGUGGAAAAGGAACGCUUAGAACGAGAAGCCGAAGGCCGCGAAGAAUUAGAACGGGCGCAACGGAAUGCCGUUUGGUUGGAGAACGAGCGGAAGGCGCAGCUAAAGUUUGCCGAAACUCGCCGCAGGUUGGAGGAAGAGCAACGUGCGGAACAAGCCAAACGGGAGCGCAUUCGUAAGGAGUACGAGGAAAUGGAACGUAAAGUACGAGAGGCGAAAGCAGAGCGCAUCCGACAGCAACAGGAACUUCGACAGAUGCUACUCGAGCGGCAGCAUAGGCUCGAACAGUAUGCAGCCUCGGGCAUCAUUCACGAUCUGGACGAACUACGGACGGUGCACAAUACCCGUAGUGAGGCGACGGAUUGUAGAUUCUUUUCGAAAACCGGAGCAUGUCGAUUCGGUUUACGGUGCGCCGAAAAUCAUCCGACACCCGGAUUGAGCAAGAUUCUGUUGAUUGUGAAUUUUUUCAACCAUCCUGCCCUGGAACGUACCGUGCACACCGAGUAUGGGCUCGAUGUUCGGCUGGAGUUUGACGAAGACGAUCUGAGAAGCAGUUUUGCGGAGUUUUUCCGCGACAUCGUGGAAGAGUUCGAGAAAUUUGGAAGCAUCCGGCACAUCUUUGUCUGCCGGAAUAGCGGUGUUCACCUGAGAGGAAAUGUGUACAUAGAAUUUGAACACAUGAGAAAUGCUGCUGCCGCUUAUCUACGGAUGAAUGGUCGAUUCUACGCCAAGAAGCAGCUACGCGUGGAGUUCCGGAAUCCAAUCGUGUGGCCGGCCGCGGUCUGUGGACUUUCCGAGAUGAGACGCUGCCAGAAAGGACCGGGUUGCAAUUUUUUGCACAUUUUCAAGAACCCAGACGAUCGCUACCGGUACGAUCACUUCCGAGAAAGCAGAUCGGUGCGCAGGGAAGCUGCUGUAACUGUUCCAGCAACGCCACUGAGCAAAAAGAGUUGGGAUGAAAUUACGGCCAGCAGCUCGCAAAGGGCAAGGAACAGUGCCCAUUGGCGCUGGUCAGAAUCGCCUGAAGUGGACGACCGGAGAACUACGUGA
Molecule: messenger RNA, 1209 nt
Organism: Anopheles bellator
Lineage: Eukaryota; Metazoa; Arthropoda; Insecta; Diptera; Culicidae
Product: U2 small nuclear ribonucleoprotein auxiliary factor 35 kDa subunit-related protein 2
Exons: 7
Coding region: 1-1209 (402 amino acids)
Biological process (GO): mRNA splicing, via spliceosome
Cellular component (GO): U2AF complex; spliceosomal complex
Molecular function (GO): metal ion binding; pre-mRNA 3'-splice site binding
Source: RefSeq, a predicted model, not a curated record